Molecule: messenger RNA, 335 nt
Organism: Staurois parvus
Lineage: Eukaryota; Metazoa; Chordata; Amphibia; Anura; Ranidae
Source: the annotation of a GenBank genome assembly
UCAUGGGGCCCCCCUUGCCCAAUAGGGGAUCAUGGGGCCCCUGUGUCCUUGCCCAAACUCAAAAAAGCCUAUGAAAAAGGUACCAGGGGUAUCUCAUGGGGCCCCCUAUUGACCCCGGGCCCUCGGUCAGUGCCCGAGUUUCCAAAUGGUCAGUCCGCCCCUCCUGCAGCAUUUAUUAAAAUAAUACCUGACUUAUUUCAACAGUAUGAAAUAAUAAUGCAAAAGACACAAUUCUUUAGUAACACCUCUCUAUUAGGAUUGUUCAAAAGAGUAGGCCACAGAAUAAAGGUUUAGGAGGUACAUCCCUAGUUGACACAUAUAAGCAAAGCACUGAU